Molecule: messenger RNA, 3333 nt
Organism: Syngnathus typhle (broad-nosed pipefish)
Lineage: Eukaryota; Metazoa; Chordata; Actinopteri; Syngnathiformes; Syngnathidae
Exons: 16
Coding region: 149-2905 (918 amino acids)
Molecular function (GO): protein binding
Source: RefSeq, a predicted model, not a curated record
AUCAAAAAGGGGCAGGACGUUUGUCUCGUGCCUGCUAGCAUAGAGUCGACGGCUGCGUUUGAAAUAGCGAAGCAGCCGAUGCAGGAAGUCCUACAAAGUUUCUGUUUAAUUACACUUCAGCGUUUCGAUUGCAAACCCAAAGGCGAACAUGAAUUCUUCGGGCUCCCUGACAAUUGGGGCGCUAUUCCACACGCUUGGCGAAAUGGGAUUCACACAGGAGCAGAUCCAGGCUGCUGUGCAGGCCGGUCAUUUUUCCGUGACGGACGCGGCCGAGUGGCUUCUGCAGGGUCAUCAGCAUGCACGACACAGUUUGCUCAAGCAGCCGACGGGGCCGGCGGAAACGGCAUUCGCGGCUUUCAACCCUCCGAAAGAGUCGACUAUCACGUCUGCUUCUGACUGUCCAGCAAGUAGCUCAUUAGCGCAGAAGUUGUCACCGCCUUCCCGAGGGUUGCCCCCCAUCGAGUCGCGCAUCAAACAGGACAAAAGUGACUUUGAGGAGCAGCAGAGGCAACGCGUGACUCAGCAGGCGAGGGCGGAGCGCCGGCAAAAGAAGCAGGAGCGAGAGUUGGUGCUUAAGCGUAUUGCCGACGAUCGGCGGAGCUUACAGGAGAAGAGCAGCCAGUCUGGCGUAGCGGCGGCGGCGGAGGGGGCGUCGCCGUCCGAUGACAGUCAAGGGCACACUCUUGGAGGGAAGGUUCAGACUAAUGUGGAUAACAACUGUAUUCUCAUGAUCCGGCUGCCGUCCGGUGAGUCCAUGCGCGAAAGCUUUCCGGCCGACGCGCCGCUUCGCUGUGUAGUGGAGCACAUCACGGGACGUCAUCCCGCCCUCCGCGCCUUCUCUCUCCUCCAGGGGUUUCCACGAAAACGCUUCGGGGAGGCUGAGCUGGCCUGCUCACUGCGCUCCCUCGGCCUCACGCCUAACGCCGCCCUUUGCAUUCAGACAACUCCCCCGGAGACCCCCCAAGACCCGGCCGGCCCUGCCGAGCCGCCCCCGGUCGGACCUGACCGGCGGGCGUGUCCUACUCCUCCAAUCCCAGUCCAGGAGAGAGCGGGUGGGCCAGAUUUUGUCGUGCCCCCUCCGCUACCCAAUCACGUGUGGGAAGAGGCUGCCAGUCUUGCGGGGAUCUCUGGAGGUGCUCCUCUUCACGGACCUUCUCACUUUUGGGGGCGAGGCCAAAAGUUGGUCGCUGGCAAUCCCGACGAAGCUGCUGGAGUCCAACCCGAACAGGAAGAUGACGGUGACGAAGAAGAGGGAGAAGCUCCACAUUUGCUUAAUGGUCUGCCGCAACUUCCGUUCCUCCUGGAGAACAGGAAUCGUGGUGGCUUGGAGCCCAGACACCGGUGGCCCGAGCAGGGCAAUCGACUUAGAGAGGCCCUGGAGGAUGAGCCGGCGCCCGAGCCGAACGACGCCGAGGGCCGAGUGGCGCCCGGAGCCGCCGGGCAGGCCGCUGUGGAGCGUCUGCAGCGGGCGGUGCGUCACGAAGACCCCGCCUCGCAGGGACAGCCACUUCCCCCCAAAAGGUCCUUCAAGACCCCCAGCGUCUCCUCGCUCUGUACCUUGGCCACGCGCGCCACCGUCCAGCUCAUGACGGCUCCCAGUAUGCAGUAUAGCAGCAGCCUGGCCGGCCUGACACCUGAGCUCGUGGAGCUUCUGCUGAACCACAUGGCCCAGGAGCGUGUGCUGCGUCCGCGCAACCUGGAGCUAUUCUUUGGCUGUCCGCUGCAGAAGUUUGUCCUCAACUGCUACCCGUACUCCACUAAUGAGCUGCUGCGCCAGCUGCGCGCCUUCACCGCGCUCAAGCAUCUCAGCCUGAUCAACUCGCCGCUCAUCACGGACUCUGGCCUCUCAAUUCUGUCCAGUCUGGUUAAACUGCAGUAUCUCAACUUGGCCUCAUGCAGCAAACUGACCGACUCUUGUCUGCAGUACAUCACAGGUCUCAAAAGCCUGUGCUUCCUGUCGCUGGACCAGACCAAAGUGACGGACGCGGGCGUGACGCUGUACCUGCGCUCAGCGCCGCCGUGCCUCUCGCAGCUCAGCCUCAACCAGACAGCGGUCGGCGAGACUACGCUGGCCGUGCUUCCCGCUUGUGUGCCGCAGCUGCGGAUGCUCAGCAUCAAGCAGACCAAGGUGUCCGACGUUUCCGCGCUGUCCGAGCUGCCGGGCCUGCAGACGCUCAACCUGGACGGCACGGGCGUGACUGAGGCCUCACUUGCGCAGUUGGGCACCCACCCGUCUCUUUCGUCCCUCAGCCUGGGGGGGGUGCGCGUGUCCAACGGCGACCACGCCCUGCAGAUUGUAUCGGGACUGGCAUUGACUCACCUGACACUCCCAGGACGCCACUCGGUCACGGACGGCGGCCUGGCGUUCUUGUCGCGGCUGCAGCUGCUGGUGGAGCUCGAUCUAACGGACUACACGCAAGUCACAGACCGGGGAGUUCAGCACCUCUGCACUAUGACCAGAUUAAAAAAGCUGUCUCUGAGUAACACACAAGUGACAGAUGCCGGGCUCUCCUACUUGCGCCCUCUGCUGGGGCUGCAGGAGCUGUGCUUGGACCGGACGGCAGUCAGCAGUCGAGGAGUGGCGGCGCUCAUCACCUGCCUGCCGCACCUCCAGGUGUUGGGCCUGGCCAGCACUCAGGUGGGCGACAGUGUGGUGAGGCGAGGUCUUAUCCACUGCCCUCAGAUGCUGAAGUUGAAUCUCAGCCGCACCAGAAUCACAGAUAACGGCGUGAAGUUCCUGGCGCACAUGCGUUUGACUCAGGUGAACCUGGACGGCACCGGCGUGAGCCUGACGGGCAUCGCUGCCCUGCUGGCGUCCACACACAUCAGCAGCAUCCGCGCCAGCAACACGCGCGCCGUGCCCAUCGACGAUGUCUCCGACGACGAAUGGGAGCCUGCCUCGUAGCAGUGAAAAACACUCCCCUUCCAUACUCCCCCCCCCUCCUUGACUCCGCCCCCCUCUAGUCGAACUGUCGUUGAUGAUCUUAGGCCCAGCUCGGGUCAAAUUGACCCGUUUGACAAUGUAAUUUGAGAAGCAAUUAUGUUCUCAGUUCAAAUGUUAUCGGAACUAGGGGGGGUUCACAUGCUGGAUGUCAAUUUGACCUAUUUGAAAAUCUAAUCAAUAAUCCUCAGUAUUCAAAUAGCUUUUUUGCUGCGUUACCCUGAGGAAACCAAGAAGACUUAAGAUAGAGUAUAAACGUUCACGCCGCGUUAUGAGAAACAUUUAAAUUCAACAUAAUUAACUGCUGUCAUUUUUUGUUGAUUAUGAAAUGCAACAAGGACCUUUUGUGUUAUUCCUAAUUCUGUUGUAUUAAAAAGUACAAUGUAGUGCCA